Molecule: messenger RNA, 195 nt
Organism: Colletotrichum spaethianum
Lineage: Eukaryota; Fungi; Ascomycota; Sordariomycetes; Glomerellales; Glomerellaceae
Exons: 1
Coding region: 1-195 (64 amino acids)
Source: RefSeq, a predicted model, not a curated record
AUGAUGGAAGGAAUGAACGAUGCGCAUGAUAUGGUAUGGAUGGCCCGGGAGAUUGGGAAGGGAUUUGAUGAGGCAAGGUCAAUGGCUGUUGGCCGGCCUGGUGGUCAUGACGGUAGUGACGGUGGCGACGACGGUGGUGGCCUCAGCCAAAACUGGACGAGUGUACAAGAGGCAAAGUACCUCGGGGGUAGGUAG